AUGACCCCUAAGAUCGCCGCUAGUGAGGAGGUUCCCUCGCCCCCGUCGUUAGUUACGUCUUCUCCUAAGAAGUUCGUGACUCCUAAGGGAACUCCGGCUCCGGAGGAGUCUCCACUCCGCCGUCUAUUACGUUGUAUUUAG
This is a messenger RNA of Penicillium arizonense, 141 nucleotides long. RefSeq lists its product as uncharacterized. The transcript is spliced from 2 exons. The coding region runs from base 1 to 141 and encodes 46 amino acids. The record is from RefSeq and is a predicted model, not a curated record. Lineage: Eukaryota; Fungi; Ascomycota; Eurotiomycetes; Eurotiales; Aspergillaceae.